Molecule: messenger RNA, 684 nt
Organism: Neoarthrinium moseri
Lineage: Eukaryota; Fungi; Ascomycota; Sordariomycetes; Amphisphaeriales; Apiosporaceae
Exons: 2
Coding region: 1-684 (227 amino acids)
Source: RefSeq, a predicted model, not a curated record
AUGGGUUUCUUCGAUAGCUGGGACGGCGCCUCCGUCAUAUCACGGAAGUCUUCACACAAGCACCACAAGUCCUCUUCGCACAAGCACCACCACAAGCGUUCCAAGUCUCGAUCUACCUCUCGCCACAGGCACUCCAAGUCGAACCCGAACCUGGCUGAUUUCUUCGGCAUGGACAGCGGUCACUAUAACAAACACAAUGCUUCCAAAGGCUCGUUCUUCAACCUGGGUCACAACAGCAGCACAAGGAGCUUCUUUGGCCUCGGCCGCUCGUCCUCGUACUACAAACGCCAACCUCGAUCCAACUUCAUGCAGCGCAUGCUGAAGCAGUUGAAACGUCUCCUCCGCGAUCUUGUAUACUAUGCCAAGCGUCACCCCAUGAAGGUCUUCAUGUUGGUCAUUAUGCCCCUGAUCACGGGCGGUGCUCUUACAGCUCUGCUGGCCAGAUUUGGGCUCCGUCUCCCCCCGGGCAUCGAGCGCAUGCUCGGCAUUGCCGCCAAGACGGCCUCUGGCGACAGCUUCGGCCUGAUGGGUGAGGCUGUCAAGAUGGCUUCCGGUCUCGGUGGCUCCGGCAGCGUCAGCGUCGACCGUGGCCACAACGGGCACAUGCAGUGGGAGCGCCGCAGUUACCAAGACGAUGGCUGGGGUGAUGGCUUGAUGAAAGGCGUCACGAAGAUGUUCUGGUGA